AUGGCUGAGAUGGCGUGGGACAGGGGCAAAAACUGGGGGUGGAUGCUUUCUGCAUUCAUCUGUCUGAACAUCCUGAUCCUGGGUUGCGCCUUUGUCAGCGCGGGCACUUCAGAGAUUGUCAAAAUCAGCAGCCUGGACCUGCAGAGUUUCCUCAUCUUCCUCUUUCUGCUCACCUCGAUCUGGAUGGUCUAUUUCACCUACAAUUCCAGGGCAGGAAAUGUUUCUGUCUUCAAGGAUAGACAUGCGGGACCCAUUUGGCUCAGAGGUGGACUUCUGCUCUUUGGAAUCCUCAGUAUCAUCAUGGACAUCUUUAAGAUAGUCAGCUAUGUGGGGUACCUCCACUGUGAUUCAGCCAUUAAAGUUGCAUUCCCUGUGGUGCAAGUUGUCUUUGUUCUCGUACAGACAUACUUUUUCUGGAUCCAUUCAAGGGACUGUGUGCAGGUCCAAAAGAACCUUUCACGCUGCGGACUGAUGCUCACCCUCUCCACAAACCUUGUUUUAUGGAUGACUGAAGUUACAGAGGAGUCCCUUCACCAAACAAUUUCUCCUGAGUUCUCAACCGACCACGCUAAGCUCUCACGACGGCAACAGUACAUCAAGAGCGCCAGUUAUGGAGAUGACCAGUGUACGUGCAGCCACACUUCCUGUGACAUCUUCAAGGAUGCCUAUUACUACCUGUACCCCUUCAACAUCGAGUACAGCCUCUUUGCCUCCACCAUGGCGUUCGUCAUGUGGAAGAAUGUGGGCCGAGCGGCGCCCGAAAGCAACCACCACCACCACCACGCCAGAUUCAGCCUCAAGGAUGUGGUCAUUGGCCUCGUUUUGGGCAUCCUCCUCAUGGCAGCAGGCAUCGCGACCUUCGUUGUGUAUGAAAUCGAUAUGAAAACGAAUUUCUCUGACAAAGAAAGCCAUGACACAGCAUUGAUGAUGCACUUUGUCAUGAACAUAGUCAUUGCGACCACGAUGUGUGUCUGCACCAUCGUCGGAAGCGCUAUCUUCAUGGUGGACCACAGGGAGCACAUCUCGGAGAAGAACCCCACCCAGAGUCUGGACGUGGGGCUGCUGGUGGGUGCCUCACUGGGGAAAUUCAUUGUUAGUUAUUUCUCCAUUAUUGCCAUGGUUGCAACUGGGGCCAAGGGCCACCUGAACAGGCUCAACUUGAGUUGGGGCAUACUGAUGGUACUCCAGCUCGGCCUACAGAACUUUUUCAUAAUUGUGGGCCUGCACCGGGAGCCCUUUCAUGAGGCUGAACCUGACACAGUGGUUGCAAAUCCAUAUGCGGCGGAGUCCAGCAAAGAUGGAAGCGGAUUACAAGUUAGAGACUUAGACCAAAAACCCAACCCUGACACUGAAGCACGUGGCAACAGUAGAGCAGAGGAAGACAGACACAAACAGCUGUGGAAGAGGCGAGUGUUGAGAGAGGUCUGCGCGUUCCUGCUACUGGGUAACGUCAUACUGUGGAUAAUGCCAGCCUUUGGUGCUCGUCCCCAGUUUGAUCACGACACUGAAACACAGUUCUACCAGUUCAGCAUGUGGGCUGCUGUUGUGAAUGUGGGCCUUCCUUUUGGCAUCUUUUACCGAAUGCACUCCGUUGCCAGUUUAUUUGAAGUCUACCAGAAGUUGUAAAUAAGCACAUGGAAAAGAGGGUACAGAAAGUUGUAAACUGGCAUUUUUAACUGUUUUGUGGAGCAUUUUUUGAUUUGUAUUUUUUUGUCAAGGAGAAACUGAAUAACUUGUUUUAUUUUUUUCUAUUUUUUAUUUAGUAGUAUGUUUAUGCAACAAUGUAAAUAUAUUAAAACUUUAUUUUUGCAAUUUAAAUGUCUUGUAAAGCUUAUCUUGUGCAAUCCAGUUUACACAGUAAUAUCUGUU
Molecule: messenger RNA, 1869 nt
Organism: Fundulus heteroclitus (mummichog)
Lineage: Eukaryota; Metazoa; Chordata; Actinopteri; Cyprinodontiformes; Fundulidae
Product: proton channel OTOP2-like
Exons: 7
Coding region: 1-1626 (541 amino acids)
Biological process (GO): proton transmembrane transport
Cellular component (GO): membrane
Molecular function (GO): proton channel activity
Source: RefSeq, a predicted model, not a curated record